Molecule: messenger RNA, 3993 nt
Organism: Elephantulus edwardii (Cape elephant shrew)
Lineage: Eukaryota; Metazoa; Chordata; Mammalia; Macroscelidea; Macroscelididae
Gene: KANK1
Product: KN motif and ankyrin repeat domains 1
Exons: 10
Coding region: 403-3993 (1196 amino acids)
Biological process (GO): negative regulation of actin filament polymerization
Cellular component (GO): cytoplasm; cytoskeleton
Molecular function (GO): protein binding
Source: RefSeq, a predicted model, not a curated record
GCAGAUGAUGUUCUGAACGGAGAUGUUGACAAGGGCCAGAGAGAUCCCUAUUUUGUGGAGACCCCCUAUGGUUAUCAGCUAGACUUGGACUUCCUCAAGUACGUGGAUGACAUCCAGAAGGGAAAUACUAUCAAGAAACUGAACAUUCACAAGAAGCUCAAGUUGCCCGCGCCAUGUCCACCGGGCCAUCAAGUCGCCUGGCCCUCCACCGAGUCGCUCUUCUCCCCCAGUGACAACCACAGGCAGUGCCCAUCCAGAAUCCAGGUGACAUCCACUCCCAUCCCCCGGCCACCCGCCCCUCGAGAGACCUCUCCCACCUUCUUUAACGUCCUAGAGAGCCGACAGCUGCCACCUCCCUCACCCCAGCUUCCAAAGCUCAACCUCCAUGUCACCAAGACCCUGAUGGAGACACGGCGACGACUGGAGCAGGAGAAGGUCGGCAUGCAGCUGGCGCCGGGGGACUUCCGGAGGCCCCGGCUGGCCAGCUUCGGAGGCCUGGGCUCCACCAGCCCCCUCCCCUGCUACAUGGGCACUGGAAGCCACAACCCCGCUGUGCACCCACACCAGAAUGGCUUCCAAGGCAACGGAGAUUACAGCGCCUUCGCCCCGGCCGCUGCCCCCACGUCCUCCGUGGGCAGCUCCAUCCGCCACAGCCCGCUCAGCUCAGGGGUCUCCACCCCGGUCACCAACGUGAGCCCCCAGCACCUGCAGCACAUCCGUGAGCAGAUGGCCGUGGCCCUGAAGCGGCUCAAGGAGCUGGAGGAGCAGGUGCGGACCAUCCCGGUGCUGCAGGUGAAGAUUUCCGUCCUGCAGGAGGAGAAGCGGCAGCUGGCCACCCAGCUCAAGAGCCGCCAGGCCGCCCCCCAGGGCGACGGCUGCGGCCCCCGGCCCCGCUCCUACAGCGCCGGGCACGCCUCGCAGCUGCCCCAGCUGGCCCGGGGGCGCCGGGGUGCCAGGGAGCUGUACAUCGAAGACCAGGACGAGGAGCUGGAGAGCGUGGAGCAGAGCACGCAGCGGCUGCGCGAGUUCCGGCAGCUCACGGCUGACAUGCAGGCCCUGGAGCAGAAGAUCCAGGACAGCAGCUACGAGGCCUGCGCCCCGGCCUCCCGGGACAGCCGCUCCGUGGCUGAGGGCACCGACCAGGGCACGCAUGGCCUGCUGGGGGCCCGCAGGGAAGCAGCCGUCUGCAGGGACACAGCUGUCUGCAGGGAUGCGGCCAUCUGCAAGGACGUGGCCGUGGGGACGCUCACAGACACCAGGGACGCCAGCGUGGGCGUGACCGAGGCCAUGCUGGGCGUGACCACGGAGGCCGACCGGGAAAUCGAGCUGCAGCAGCAGACCAUCGAGGCCCUGAAGGAGAAGAUCUACCGGCUGGAGGUGCAGCUGCGGGAGACCACGCACGACCGCGAGAUGACGCGGCUCAAGCAUGAGCUGCAGGUGGCCGGCGCCAGGAAGAGGGCCGACAAGGCCACGCUGGCACAGCCGCUGGCCUUCAGCAAGGCAGUGGAGGCUGUGGUGCCGACGCGGGACCAGAAGGUGGGCAGCCACGUGGCUGUGGUGGACAGCUGCGUGGGCACCACCGCACAGAGCCAGGAUGCAGGCGUCUCCUGCCGGCCCGAGUGUCGCAGCGCCGCCGCGGGGCCCGAGCUGCCCAUGAGCCGGUGGGUGGUGAAGGAGCGCGUGGACGUGUACGAGCGCGGGGCCGGCCGCACGGUGGAGACGCGGGACCAGGCGGUGGGCGCCGAUGUGAGCGUGUGCGAGACGGGCAGCAACACGGAGGAGUCGGUGCACGACCUGGGCCUCCUCAGGACGGGCCUGGGCCUGCGGGACGUGCGCUCCAUCGGCUGCGGGGACUGCCGCGUGGACGUGACCGUCUGCGCCCCGAAGGAGUGCGCCUCCCGUGGCGUCAGCACGGACACAGUGGCCCGGUUGGAGGCCGCCGUGAUGGCCGCGCCCCGGACCAGCAGCCAGCACACCAGCACGCACUGGGAGCAGGCCGACCAGGCCACCAGCACCGAGCUGGCCACCCUCGCCGAGUCCUGCACCAACACCACGCUCAGCACCGCGGACAAGCAGACGUCCACCCAGCUGGUGGAGACGCGGACGGUGGCCGUGGGAGAGGGCCGUGUGCGGGACGUCAGCUCUCCCCCGAGGACGCGUUCUGUCGGGGUGGGGACAGUGCUUUCCGGCAGCACUGGCGGUGACAGGCCCUCGGCGGUGAAGACCAAAGACGCGGGCGUGGGGCAGGUGAGCAUCAAUGACCACUACCUGGUUGGCCUCAGGAUGCGGAGCAUAGCCUGCGGGCCCCCCCAGGUGACCGGGGGGCUCGCGGGUGGCAGGAGGAGCGUUGGCGUGGGGGACGAGCCGAUCGGAGACACUCGGGAGCAGCCCCCGGUGCCAGGAGCGGUGGUGGGGCUGGACCACUACAUCGAGCAGGUGCAGAGGCUGCUGACCGAACAGCAGACACUGCUGGCCGAGAACUACAGCGAGCUGGCCGAAGCUUUCGGGGCGCCCCACUCCCAGAUGGGCUCCCUCAACUCCCAGCUCAUGAGCACCCUCUCCUCCAUCAACUCUGCCAUCAGGUCGGCCAGUGCCGAGGAGCCGAGAACCCCUGGUGGUCUGGACAAAGCGACAGGAAGCAGCCCGCACUGCACCUGUAAAUGUGGGGCGCUGUGGGUCGGGACAGCGGUGAGAACAGAGACGGUUCUGCAGGAUCCGGCGGACAGGACUACAGACAGGGACCCCAGUGGCAGCCAGGCCCCCUUCCCAGCUCAGGAGACACUGCCCACUGUGAACCUGACCGAUGACCAGAUCGCCUCUGGUCUCUAUGCCUACCCGAAUAAUGAGAGCACGCUCAAGUCCAUCAUGAAGAAGGCGGAUGCGAGCAAGGAUCCCAGCGGCACGAAGAAGAACCUCCAGUUCGUGGGCAUUAAUGGGGGGUAUGAGACAACGUCCAGUGACGAGUCCAGCUCGGAUGAAAGUUCCUCCUCCGAGUCAGAUGACGAAGGUGACCUUCUCGAGUACCCUCCUGGCGUGGAGGAGGACAAGGACGAGGAUACCCUUGCAGUGGCGGACGGGCACCGGGCCGUUCCCGCCGAAGGUUUCAAGUCCACCAGGGUGGAAGCUGAAUUGCAGGUUCAAGAGUGUGAGCCUGAGAAGGUGGAAGUCCGAGAGAGGUACGAACUGAGUGAAAAGAUGUUGUCUGCAUGCAAUUUACUGAAAAAUAAUAUAAAUGACCCCAAGGCCUUGACCAGCAAAGAUAUGCGGUUCUGCCUGAACACCCUCCAGCAUGAGUGGUUCCGUGUGUCCAGCCAGAAGUCGGCCGUGCCGGCCAUGGUGGGCGACUACAUCGCCGCCUUCGAAGCCAUAUCGCCAGACGUCCUGCGUCACAUCAUCAACAUGGCAGACGGCAACGGCAACACGGCGCUGCACUACAGCGUGUCCCACUCCAACUUCGAGGUGGUCAGGCUGCUGCUGGAUGUGGAUGUGUGUGACGUGGACCACCAGAACAAAGCGGGGUACACUCCCAUCAUGCUGGCCGCCCUGGCCGCGGUGGAGGCUGAGAAGGACAUGAAAGUCGUGGAAGAGCUUUUCGGCUGCGGGGAUGUGAAUGCCAAGGCCAGUCAGGCAGGACAGACGGCCCUCAUGCUGGCGGUCAGCCACGGGCGCAUCGACAUGGUCAAGGGCCUGCUGGCGUGUGGGGCAGAUGUGAAUAUCCAGGACGACGAGGGCUCCACGGCCCUCAUGUGUGCCAGCGAGCACGGUCACGUGGAGAUUGUGAAGCUGCUGCUGGCCCAGCCGGGCUGUAAUGGCCACCUGGAGGACAACGACGGCAGCACAGCGCUCUCCAUAGCCCUGGAAGCAGGACACAAGGACAUUGCAGUUCUCCUCUAUGCCCAUGUCAACUUUGCAAAAGCCCAGUCUCCAAGCACCCCCAGACUUGGGAGGAAGGCGUCUCCUGGGCCCGCACACCGGAGCAGCUCCUUUGACUGA